Messenger RNA from Aspergillus melleus, 642 nucleotides. RefSeq lists its product as uncharacterized. The coding region runs from base 1 to 642 and encodes 213 amino acids. The transcript has a single exon. The record is from RefSeq and is a predicted model, not a curated record. NCBI's taxonomy places the organism in Eukaryota, Fungi, Ascomycota, Eurotiomycetes, Eurotiales, Aspergillaceae.
AUGCUAAACCACGAGUUAGAUCUUCAUCUUCCCUCAUCAUGCAGGGAAUGGGUGGCCGAAACCCAGUCGAAAUGGUUUGCCGCCAAGGACGAAUCCGCAUCCCCGAUUAAUGUCAAGAACUGCUUCCGAUCUCAGCUAUCAACGAUACAGCAUCAAUCACCCCCAUCACCCCUUUCCCCAAUGGGAGCCUACGUUAUAAUCCAUGCUCUCUUGCAAAGGAUAUAUCUCGCCAACUCCCUUGCCCGCGAUUGCGAUAGUAACAUCCUUCCAGUACAGACCGAUAGCUUCGAGCGAGCUCUCAACAACUGGCGCAUCACAUGGAAAGCCUCACCUGAAACGGCCCACGAUCCGUUCGACACGUACGGCUCUCUUGCAUUUUCCUUUUCCUCCACGGCCUUGCUCGGGAUCGCGCAUGUCAGGCUUCAAUUGAAUCUGGGUCCCUGGCGCAGUCUGAAAACCUGUAACCCACAAGUCAUCGCCGCGAGGCUGAAAGAAAGUCCUCAUCCCCAGCGAAACCCUCACCUGCCUCACGCCCUGCUUCAUGCCGUCCACGCGCUUCGAAUCUCUGUUCACAUGGAAAUAUCCAUCUCUCAAAAUGACAAUCCUUCUCUUGGAGCUUGUACCAUGUCUUUUGUGGGUUAG